Messenger RNA from Galeopterus variegatus (Sunda flying lemur), 2759 nucleotides. It is a transcript of the gene RANGAP1, whose product is annotated as Ran GTPase activating protein 1. Bases 34 to 1788 code for a protein of 584 amino acids. The transcript has 15 exons. The record is from RefSeq and is a predicted model, not a curated record. Gene Ontology annotation, molecular function: small GTPase binding; GTPase activator activity. Gene Ontology annotation, biological process: nucleocytoplasmic transport; activation of GTPase activity; signal transduction. NCBI's taxonomy places the organism in Eukaryota, Metazoa, Chordata, Mammalia, Dermoptera, Cynocephalidae. Gene Ontology annotation, cellular component: cytosol; nucleus; perinuclear region of cytoplasm.
AGCUCUCCGGGGGAGCCCACCAACGUGGCUACCAUGGCCUCUGAAGACAUUGCCAAGCUAGCAGAGACACUAGCCAAAACCCAGGUGGCUGGGGGACAACUAAGUUUCAAGGGCAAGAGCCUCAAACUGAACACUGCAGAAGAUGCUAAAGAUGUGAUUAAAGAGAUUGAAGACUUUGACGGCUUGGAGGCUCUGCGCCUGGAGGGCAACACGGUGGGUGUGGAAGCAGCCAGGGUCAUUGCCAAGGCCUUAGAGAAGAAGUCGGAGUUGAAGCGAUGCCACUGGAGCGACAUGUUCACGGGGAGGCUGCGGUCUGAGAUCCCACCAGCCCUGAUUUCACUAGGGGAGGGACUCAUCACAGCUGGGGCCCAGCUGGUGGAGCUGGACCUAAGUGACAAUGCGUUUGGGCCUGAUGGUGUGCGAGGCUUCGAGGUCCUGCUCAAGAGUUCAGCCUGCUUCACCCUGCAUGAGCUCAAGCUCAACAACUGUGGCAUGGGCAUUGGCGGUGGCAAGAUCCUGGCAGCGGCUCUGACUGAGUGUCACCGGAAAUCCAGUGCCCAAGGCAAGCCGCUAGCCCUGAAGGUCUUUGUGGCUGGCAGAAACCGUCUAGAGAAUGACGGAGCCACUGCCUUGGCAGAAGCUUUUGGGAUCAUCGGGACUCUGGAGGAGGUCCACAUGCCACAGAAUGGGAUCAAUCACCCUGGCGUCACUGCCCUGGCCCAGGCUUUUGCUAUCAACCCCCUGUUGCGGGUCAUCAACCUGAAUGACAAUACCUUCACUGAAAGGGGUGCUGUAGCCAUGGCUGAGACCCUGAAGACCUUGCGGCAGGUGGAGGUGAUCAAUUUUGGAGACUGCCUGGUGCGCUCCAAGGGUGCCAUUGCCAUUGCAGAUGCUGUCUGCAGGGGCCUGCCCAAGCUGAAGGAGCUGAACUUGUCAUUCUGUGAAAUCAAGAGAGAUGCUGCCCUGGCUGUUGCUGAGGCCAUGGCAGACAAGGCCGAGCUGGAGAAGCUGGACCUCAAUGGCAACGCCCUGGGAGAAGAAGGCUGUGAGCAGCUUCAGGAGGUGCUGGAUGGCUUCAACAUGGCCAAGGUGCUGGCGUCCCUCAGUGAUGAUGAGGGUGAGGAUGACGAGGAAGAGGAGGAGGAGGAAGGAGAAGAGGAAGAGGAAGAGGAGGAGGAAGAAGAGGAGGAAGAGGAGGAGGAGGAGGAAGAGGAGCCGCAGCAACACAGGCAGGGGGAGGAGCCACCCACGCCUUCGAGGAAGAUUCUGGACCCUAACAAGGGGGAGCCAGCUCCCGUGCUGUCCUCCCCACCUCCUGCUGACAUCUCUACCUUCCUGGCCUUCCCCUCUCCAGAGAAACUGCUGCGCCUCGGGCCCAAGAGUUCUGUGCUGAUAGCCCAGCAGACUGACACGUCUGACCCGGAGAAGGUGGUCUCUGCCUUCCUGAAGGUGUCGUCUGUGUUCAAGGACGAAGCCACAGUAAGGACAGCAGUGCAGGAUGCCGUAGAUGCCUUGAUGAAGAAGGCCUUCAGCUCGUCAUCCUUCAACUCCAGUGCCUUCCUCACCAGGCUCCUCGUCCACAUGGGUCUGCUCAAGAGUGAAGACAAGAUCAAGGCCAUUGCCAACCUAUACGGCCCCCUGAUGGCGCUGAACCACAUGGUGCAGCAGGACUAUUUCCCCAAGGCCCUUGCACCCCCGCUGCUGGCGUUUGUGACCAAGCCCAACGGUGCCCUGGAGUCCUGCUCCUUUGCCCGCCACAAUCUGCUGCAAACGCUGUACAAGGUCUAGACUCAAAGCCAGCCUCUCCCCAUCCCUCACCUGGACCUGUGGCUUGGGAGGCACUCGGAUGAACUGAGCUGCAGCUGUGCCCUCCGCUUGGACAGGACUCACCAGAGGCAGGGAGGGGCCUUUGUCUCGUGUCGCGUCAGUCCCCCGAGUACGUGUGUUGUGGUGCUUGUGCAGGUGUGCUUCCUGUCGGGAUUUGGGUUUUUAAUGUCUCCCUGCUGGACUGGCCCUGAUCUGGUGUGGGGAGCUGGUCCCCAGGGUAAAGGGCUGCAAGCUGCUCUGCCAUUAAAUUCACCGCCAUCUGAGGGGGCUCUGAUGAUAUGUGUCUCAGGCUCCAGGCCCUGGUGGCUGUCCCUACCGCCUUUGCAUUCCUGCCCCCCCCCCUUGGGUGGUACCAGAGUCUGGGGAGCUGCUGUCCAUGUGCCAUCCCUUCCCUCUGUGUGCAGUUGGGCUGUCUCCUGCCCUGCCUGGGGCUGCUCACUUGGCAGCUGCUUCUGCUUCCUGUCACCAAGCACUGGUCCUGCAGUGACUGUCAUCCAUGUCUGUGGGUGGGGCUGUGGGGUUGUCAGCAGAGGGCAAGCAAGCCCCUGGUUGGGACCCAUGCCAUGUGGACAGGAGAAGAAGCCAGUGAGAAGGUACCAGAUUGUCCAGAAGCAGGAGUUGCCUGUGUCUGUGCCGGCUCUCCCCUGGCUGCUGAGGAGAUUGCCUGUGACCUUGGGGCCAGGCUGGAGGGGCACCUUGGCAGGCCCAAUCUCCUGCCUGGGGAGGGAGGGGGAGGGCCCCCGAUGCCAGAUGUCCAUCUUGGGGCUGCUCUUAAAGGACCUCCUCGGGCAGGGCAGGGGAGGGGUGGGGACUGGACUGGGCAGGUAGGUGCCCUGUGACCUCUCUUAACAGUCUCAUGCUUUCCCCUUUGUGCUGUAUGUGUGUCUGGGCUGUGCCCAGAGCUUCACAAAUAAAGUUGUGUUGCAGCAGCA